AGCAUAAUCUCCCUACUCUUGCAUUCAGUUCCCCUUACAGUAAAACAUUACAUUCUAAACUUUCCUUGUUCCUUUCUCUCUCUCUGUUGCCUUUUAAACAAAACCCUUAGCAGUCCGGUGCUGACAGGAAAUGAAUCACGCACGGAACUUUCUGUUCAAUUUACGUGAAACUGAAAGUGAAAAUCAGAAAGUCACCUCCAGUCCGAAAUCUCUCCUACAAAGUGUUUAUCCAGUUCUUUGGGAAACAGGAAUAAAAGAGCAAAAAGGCGAAAGGAACUACUGUGACUGAGAUCAGAGCACUUCGCAUUUUGCUGUUCUCAACAGAAUCAAUAAGCGAUAGAGCAUUUUGGACGGUCCAUUUGUUCAGGAAAGGGCGGAACUUCUCAUUUCAGUUUACUUAAGAGUGUCACCUGCAGGGUUUCUGACGGAUAGCUUCAGACCUGAAGUCCACACGAGUUCAGGAAAUGGCCAACCUGUUAUACGAGGAGUAUGAAGAGAAAAUUCGUCCUUACAUUGAUCUAAUUGAUUCCCUGAGGAAACUGGGCUUGAAUAAGGACUUACCAUUACCCACCAUCGCAGUAAUUGGAGACCAGAGCUCAGGGAAAAGCUCAGUGCUGGAGAUGCUGUCAGAGGUGGCCCUUCCCCGGGGAACUGGUAUCGUGACCAGGUGCCCUCUGGAGUUGAAAAUGAAGAAUGGGACAAUGGGAUCACAAUGGAAAGGACAAUUAAAUUAUGGAGAUGUGAGUCUAACACUGAACACCCCACAAGACGUUGAAGAAGAGAUUAAGAAAGCCCAGAGACACUUAGCUGGAAAAACUGGGAUAUGUUCAGAACUGAUCAGCCUCCAAGUGGAAUCACCUUGUGCUCCAAACCUGACCUUAAUCGACCUGCCUGGAAUCAUCAGGGUCCCUAUUGGGAACCAGCCUCAGGACAUUGGAAACAUGAUCAAAAAGCUGAUCCACACCUACAUUGGAAAAGAAGAAACAAUCAUCUUGGUUGUCAUCGCCUGUAAUGUGGACAUUGCGACCACAGAGGCAUUGAAAAUGGCUCAGAAAGUUGACCCGAAAGGAGACAGGACACUGGGGGUUCUUACGAAACCGGACUUGAUUGAUCCUGACACUGAGAAAGACAUUCUUAAAAUCAUCAACAAUCAGAUGGUUCCUCUUCGGAAAGGCUACGUGCUCAUUAAGUGUCGUGGGCAGCAUGAUUUAAUCGCAAAUACAUCCCUGGCUAAUGCACUGGAGAAAGAAAUUGCAUUUUUCAAUGACAAUGUUCAUUUUAGGCCACUGCUGGAGAAGCAAAUGGCAUCCUUCCAACAUUUAUCCAGUAGACUCACCAAUGAGCUUGUUUUACAAAUCAGGAAAUGUCUACCUGCUAUCCAAGAGAAAAUUGGAAGCAAAAUAAAUGAAAUGGUGAAGCAGUUAGAUAAAAUGGGAGGGGCAAUCCCAGAGGAUCCUAAAGUACGAGUGCACGACCUGACCAGGAGAAUUCUAGCCUACUGUGAUGAAAUCAUUACUUUAGCGAUGGGAGAGUACAAAAAAGAUUAUUCCAUCGAUGUGAAGUUACAUGACUUUGCCAGAGAAAAGUUUGCAGAGUGGUAUAAGAAGUUGGAUGGAGUUAAAAUAGGGUUCAAUGAGGGAGCAAUCAACUUGGUCAAACAUCACGAGAAAAACUCUAAAGGGAGAGAGUUGCCCGGAUUUACCAAGUACAGAAUUUUCGAAGCUAUUAUUAGAGAACAAAUUCAGGAGUUACUGGAGCCUUCACUUGAAAUGUUAAAUGAAUUUUCAGCUAAAGUGGAGACAGCGUGUAACACAUUGGCAUUUCAACACUUUAGUAGUUUCCCACUUUUAGUGAGUGAAAUUCAGAUUAAAAUUGCUGAAGUCUGUCACAAAAUGGAAAGGAAAGCAGAGGAAAUUCUCAAAACUAACUUUAAGAUGGAGGCGAUGGUUUAUGCACCAGAUGAAAUGUACAGCUACAAACUAAUGGAAUUCCAGUCUCGAGGCCAGCAAAAGGGAAAUAACUCAGUAGCAAAUUCAAACCUUGAUGCCCAGGCAAUGGUGAUUCAUUUACACACCUAUUAUCAGAUUGCCAUAGAUCGAUUGGUCCAAAUGGUUCCCAUGGUGCUGAGGUAUUACCUUCUUCAAGAACUGUCUGUACAGAUGAAGGUAGAGCUGGCUCAAUUGUUGUUCCACAGCAAGGACGUGGAUGUUCUCAUUCAGGAGAAUGACGAAACAGCUGAAAAACGAAGAGAAUUGAAGGACAACCUGGAUCGGUUGACCCAAGCACGGAAUCUUUUGAUGAACUAUUAAUUUUCUCAGUCAGCGAAUGUGGCGCUGGAAAAGCACAGCAGGUCAGGCAGCAUCCGAGGAGCAGGAAAAUCGAUGUU
Molecule: messenger RNA, 2386 nt
Organism: Chiloscyllium plagiosum (whitespotted bambooshark)
Lineage: Eukaryota; Metazoa; Chordata; Chondrichthyes; Orectolobiformes; Hemiscylliidae
Product: interferon-induced GTP-binding protein Mx3-like
Biological process (GO): receptor internalization; defense response to virus; synaptic vesicle budding from presynaptic endocytic zone membrane
Cellular component (GO): nucleus; cytoplasm; microtubule
Molecular function (GO): GTPase activity; GTP binding; microtubule binding
Source: RefSeq, a predicted model, not a curated record